GGGCAUUGUGUUAUUCCGUAAACUCACAUCAGAACUUCAGACUUUAUUCAGAGCACCUAUAGUACGGCUGUAGUAAGGCUGAAUUCUACUUCCUACAAAGACAAAGAGGCUAACUGCAAGAACAGCAGAAAACUUCUAUCAACUAAAGCUAUCUAAUGGCUGGACCACAUGCACCAUAAAUCAUAUUUUUACCAAGGCCCAAUAACUGUGAUGUGCAUCCACUGCAAUGAUCCUGGGAAGCCGGAAAAAAAAAAGUUUUUGCAUAGAAUGGAAGAAAUGGGAACGUUGGUUACAUCAGAACAAGUCCAAACAUAAAUGGGUCCCUGGGGUCAAAACAACUCUCCCUGGUCUGGGAGGGAAUGGGUUUGACCAACCUACUGGUACAUUUUAUAGGAAAUAUGAAUGGAAAUUUCUUGGAUGCCAUGAAUAUAUCCCUCUCGUGUGAAAGGUUCAGGGACUCACUAAACAAGAGCUAUGUACCCUCUGUACCCAUAAGUCUCACUUGAUGUAGAGAGUUGUGAAAAACCACAAGCACAAAUGACAUUCCUGGGGUGGGUAACCAGAGCUAUUAUUGGCUGUUGGUUAGUGACAAGAAGCCUUCAUCAGCAUCUGAUUGGCUGUACACUUGUGUGUUUGUACCUCCAAAAAGCCAGAAUUCCAGCAAGAAGGGUUCUCUCUAUGCCCCAUGUAUUCCCAAAUAGCCUCAACCAUAAGGCUGUGAAGAGCAACAUUAUUAUGUCCCUGGGGUCUCCUCUUUAUCUGGAAUUCAAAUUUGCCCGAUUACUGCUCCAGCCCCUAGAAGAUCCUCACCCUCUUAGCCGCUUUGGGAUCUGUGGGUACAGCCGGCAGUCGAAUGGCACAGGCUUGUCCUCUCUUCCCAAUAAUCCUCCCAAUGCUGGUCAUCAACAAAGUCAUCCGAGUCCAAACACUGAAUCCCACCAAAGUCAUUCUCCCAGUGCCCCAAUCAGACUGAUGCCCAGGAUUAUGAAUCACACACAAAGUGCCCCGGCAGGCUCAGGGUAUAUAUUGGGUGGUUACCCCUCACCUUUGCUGGAGCAGCACAAGAAUAUUGUUCUGAACCUUUACAAACAUGGCACCUGUGAAGACUUCAACCCAGACUCAACCACACAAAGCUGUCACCUGCAGGAAUGCAGUGUUGGUGCAGGGACCGCAACUCCCCUUGACUCUUUCCCAACAGAAGAUUUGGAGAUGACAAGGACCGAGGGGCAAUGUCAGUGUGAGUGGGAUAUCAUGGAUGAACCUUACAGCACCAGUGAGGAAGAGGAAAUAUUUCUGCAGCAGCACAACCUCACCAGAAACUCCCUGCAGCACCUUAAAGAACAAUCUCUCGGAACAAGGGAAGGAUUGGGAAGAUUCAUAACAUUUCUUGAGGAUACUCUGGGAAUUCACCUCUUGCAUUUCUGGAUGGACUGUGAAGAGUUCAGAGAACGUGUGUCAGAGACUGAAGCCUCUCCCAACCCUGAGGAAACCCGACACCUGUCUGCUCACCUGUACAGGUUCAUCCAGAACAAGUACCUGCCCUACCUGACUGCUGAGUGCCAGGAGCAGAUCCGACUGUCUCAGCAGAACUGGGGUCCAACAUUCCCAGCACUCAGGAGAUCCCAGUAUGAUGCACUGAGGCGCUUGCGCUCUUAUUGGGUACCACGGUUCCUGAUCCAUCAGAAGUUGUCCCUGCAUAGAAGGCUGGAUCUUAUUUCCCCCUACACAGAGACAAUAGAAUCAGAACCACAAAUCCAACUAGGACCCAACAAGCAGAGUCCAGGCACAACAGGGAGAGGGACAGAGGGUGGAAAGAAUACAAGCACCUGGACGGGUCUCCAAUGUGGCUCCUCCCACUCUUCUCUUGUCCAGAGAAUGAUACGAGCCCUGAUGAGUGAUUGUCAGGCUGGAAGCCCAUUCCUACACUUCUUAAGCAGGUUUGAUUCCCAGAAAAGAACUCAGAUGUUUCUGCUGUGCCAGGCAUUGGCUGAACGGGACAUUAGGGGGUCAGAGGAUGACGACUCAUCCUGGGAAAUCCAAAUGCCCAAGUACAGGGACCCCAUAUGGCAAGAAGGAUCUCUUGAAUAUGUUGCUGAGUUUUGGGAGCACCUGGACCACGCCGCAGGAGAUAUGCAAUCGCUGGCCUGGGGGUCUAUAGGUUGGAUGGAACUGGGUGCCCUGUGCGAGUCAUGGCUGUGUUUCCUGCGCUACGACGUUGCUCAAUUCCUAGAACACUGUGUUCCUACCCUAAACCAGGACCCAAAGACGAGCCUUGACUUGAGCCCCAGGGGGGACACGCACAAAAGGACUAAAAAAGGCAAAGCUUCCAGGGCUGUUCACUUCAGAGAAGGAAAGCCAAAACAUCAGAGGAAAACAGUCUCAUUUAUACAACAGGGUCAGGAUGAGGCAGUUUGUGGUUACCCCAUCAAUGAACCUCCAGACUCUCUGGAGAUGCUGGAGAACAAAGCUGUAUACAAGGUGUACAGAAAAGUUAUACAAGACACAGAAGAGCCAGCAACACUGAAGGCCUUAGAGACCCUUCAAGCAUUGAAAGGAACCACAGGAGGAAGGAAGAUGUUGAGGCUGGUGGAGGAAGUACUAGAGUUGGAAAGUAUCCAAAGGCCCCUUUUAAAAGGUCUUAGAAAGCGUUUGGUCUCAGACCUACUGAAGGCCAGGGUAAGCAGCCCCAGCCUUGAGGGGGUUAUAGACUACCUCCAUUCAUGCCUCUCACAAUCCUUUGGACAGUUUUGGGAAGAAAUGGUUAAAAGACUGAAGGAGUGUGGGGUGGAUCAGCCUGGAAAUGAGAACUGGGCACGACUGGAGCCUAUUCUACAGGUCUUUGCCAACAAAAUGAUCAUGUCACGUCUGCAUGGUACAAGGACCAUCCCGCAACAUUCUGCUCAGGCACAGCCAACAAGUGAGGACAAAACUACCUUCAGACAAGCCCUAUACCUGGCAUCACAGGGAUGGCCAACCUCUGAGGUGCUUCAUUUCCUCAGUUACCUUCAGACACACUCUGCCCAGGAGGGACAUUCUCUUCUUGAGAAUAAUCUGCUAUGCUGCCUGGAGGUGCAGAAGUACAAAAAUGCCCAUCAUGCUAUGCCAGACCAAGGACUUCUAAGGACAAAGGUUAGGGUAAUCAGGGAGAGAUUCUUGCUACCCCACCCCAACCACCUCUUGGAGUUGGACCCACAUCGCCUCCAGGCCUACUUGCAGGAAUCUGAGGCUGCUCUAGUGAUGGAUCAACCUUCGCUCUCCAUAUUUGAUGGCCUCCAGGAUUCCUUGUGUGGCCCCCUCUUGCCAUUCUGGGCUGGGUUCCGCAAGUUGUGGCUUCUCCGAUCUUCAGCCAGUGCCCGCAGGAAGCCCGUGCUUAGAGCCCAGCAGAUACUGCAUAAGCGUCUGGCCCAGUUCGAGUCUGCAGAAACCCCCCUAAAAACAUUUCAUCUACCUCCUGUUCAGCACUCAUCCUCCAUGGUCUCCUUCUCCUUCAGCAUCAGCCAUGGGGUAACUGUGAAGGAAAACCAGGAUCUGCAAUCAAUACCUGCAAGCCCAGCAGAGGAUAGAGCGUCACAAGAUUCCCAAUUGCCCCAACUUUCCAGAUCAUCCUCAAAAGCAAAGCAACUUCACACCCCACUAGGGAGCAAAACAUCACUAGACUCCCAAUUACUCCCUCUAUCCAGAUCAUCCUCAGGGGAAAAGCAUGUUCUGACCCUUGGGGGUGGUACCACUGGACAACCUGUGUCCCCCACAUGCUGAGCCAGGGAAUAGAAGGGCCAAUAAACAUAGCUGUCUUGUUCAUUUA
Messenger RNA from Xenopus laevis (African clawed frog), 3802 nucleotides. RefSeq lists its product as uncharacterized. The transcript is spliced from 17 exons. The coding region runs from base 538 to 3756 and encodes 1072 amino acids. NCBI's taxonomy places the organism in Eukaryota, Metazoa, Chordata, Amphibia, Anura, Pipidae. The record is from RefSeq and is a predicted model, not a curated record.